Molecule: messenger RNA, 1551 nt
Organism: Adineta ricciae
Lineage: Eukaryota; Metazoa; Rotifera; Eurotatoria; Adinetida; Adinetidae
Source: the annotation of a GenBank genome assembly
AUGGCUAACUUAUUUCAAUACACAAACUUAUUUGUGACAUUGAACGGUGAUAUUUACUUUGAAAAUGGUGGUGAAAACGGUCGCAUAGAAAAGUUCACAUCAAAUUCAACAAACAGUUCAUUUGUAGCUCAAUUUUCAGGAAACUGUUUUGGCCUUUUUAUUGACAUUCGAAAUAAUCUUUAUUGCUCCCUUAGACAUGAACAUCGAGUAGUGAAAAUUAUGUUAGAUGAUGACAUCCGUAUAGUGAUCACGAUUGCUGGAACAGUAAAUAAAACAGGAUCACGACCAUACGAAUUAAAUCAACCUUGGGGAAUAUUUGUUGAUGCUAAUUUUAAUUUAUACGUGGCUGAUCAUCAAAAUAACAGAAUUCAGGUUUUUCCGCAUGGAAAAAUGAACGGAACAACAGCAACCGGAAAGAAUAGUUUAACAAACUUGACGUUAUAUCAUCCAACUGAUGUUAUCCUUGACGGUGAACGUGAUUUGUAUAUUGCUGACAAUAGAAAUCAUCGGAUAGUUCGACUACGAAACGGUUGGUAUGAAUGUAUCGUCGGCUGCAGCGGACAAUCAGGAUCAGCAUCAGAUCGGCUUAACAUUUCGUAUUCUGUUCGUUUCGAUAGUGUAGGUAAUUUAUAUGUUGCUGAUGAAAGGAAUCGUCGCAUUCAAAAGUUUGGUAUUUCAGGCAAUUCAUGUGGUAAGUUAUCGUUUUAUUCACAGAAAGUUGAUUCUAACCCGUUUCGUUACGCAGCAAUCUCAUCAAUUCCUGAAUACACGACAAGUUCACGUCAAACUUCAACAAAUGAACUCACAACAAUAAAUACAAAGCCUACAACAACUUCGAACUAUUUUCUGGCACCGUUAUGCAAGAUCUCCACAAAUAUCGGCUGGAAUUGUAAUAUAUCUGGCACAAUUUGCGAUAUACGACAACCAUGUUUAAACAAUGGCACUUGUGAUAGUAUAAAUCAGAAUCAAGAUUAUAAAUGUUCGUGUCUGUCACACUUCUCGGGCAAGCAUUGUGAAGUUGACGAACGUAUCUGCAAAGAAAAUACUUGCUUGAAUCAUGGUAAUUGCAGUGUAGCAUCGAAUUCCACGUAUCGCUGCAUAUGUUCACCCGGUUACGAAGGAAUGCGGUGUGAAAAACGAAUCAAUUAUUGUUUAAAUGUCACAUGUUACAAUAAAGGUGUUUGUCGUCCUUUAUUACUCGAUUAUAAAUGUGAAUGUCUUCGUGGAACUUGGGGAAAGCAAUGUGAAAAUAUUGAAACAAAGAUUACUAUCAUUAAAAUCGUAGCAAAAUCGUUCGCUUAUAUUGCAAUUUUAGCCAUGAUAACUGUGGCAUUGUUUAUCAUUAUUAUGGAUGUUUUGAAAUAUUUUUUUGGUAUUGAUCUAACUAAGAAAGAAGUCGAACGAAUUCGACGCGCAAAGAAACGUCGACGACCGGUUAUUCAACGAUUCGUUUAUGUGAAUGCUUUACCUUCAUCGGAAAAACGAUCACUUUCACUGAUAGUUGAAGAAGUUACAGAUGCAUCGCAGGAUAAUCGAAUAUCAUUACAAUAA